CGAGACGAACGAAGCUAAAUAGCACACGACUUUUGCUUCGCUUUUUUGUAUUUCACGGGCAUUCUUGCGUCAUGCUCUUUUCUUUCGACAUGCCAUUUGCUUAGUAUGAAACUGUGAGGCCCGGUUAGGCUUCUGGUCGGUGAGAGCGGCUGGAAUUCCGCGACAUGAGGCGUUUUCGGGUUCUGCUUGUCAACCUGCUAUUUCCUGGAGAUGAUUGCAGGUUUCUCUGUUCUAAUUAUUGGACCUUUUUUUUUUUUUUCUGUCUCCUUUCUUUUUCAAGCACUGUUAUUCUAUAUCCUUUAACCUGGGUUUGGCUUUGGCUGCUUUUGAUUGGAUUACCGCCUGACAUGGCUAUGCCUGGAUGUAUGAUGAGAAAUCGUUGCUCGGUGUCGGUGUCGUCUCGUUUAGGAACGGCAUGGGAUGAUAGUAGGCGCUGGCGGCAUGGGAAUUCGGGUGAGAGUAACGACCUGGUUUUACGGUGAUGAUGUACAUGAUGGGUUGGGGGAUGCAUGCCAUGGGCUGGUCAGGCUGGUAAUUGCUUUGACACGAUACUGCGAAUUCAUGAUUUCAAAUUCCCAAUGGCUUUACUCAUCAGUCCUG
Molecule: messenger RNA, 600 nt
Organism: Fusarium oxysporum Fo47
Lineage: Eukaryota; Fungi; Ascomycota; Sordariomycetes; Hypocreales; Nectriaceae
Exons: 1
Coding region: 165-482 (105 amino acids)
Source: RefSeq, a predicted model, not a curated record